CCCGGGCUGCUGGGGCCCCCAGCUUAUUUUAUUCUCUUUUUUCUUCUUCUGAAUCAUCGGGUACCUACGCAUUCAAUCCCAUUACACGCACCCUCAAAACACUCACUCAGAGGCAAAACCAUAUCUGGGCUUUUUAUUUAUUCAUCGCAAUUGUGUUUUCUGAUACCUUUACUUCUUGAAGAUAUCCAAUCUCAGAUCUAAUCCAAAUUCUGGACUUCAACUAAAGUUUUUCCGAAGUAUAGUUUUCUUUCUGAGUUACUUUGUUUAGCUUCCUUUGUCGGUCAAAAUUGUGGAACUGCAUUAUCAAUGGCCCGGUUAUGAGAUCGUGUUCAUGAUUUAAGAAGAUCUGUCGUGGAAGGGCAAACUGAAAGUUAUCUUGGGAGGGUACUCAAGCUACAUAAAUGAUGAGGGGUAGAGCAGAUGGAGCACCAAGGAAGCGCUUAUUAACUUCCGUCAGUAUUGUGGCAGUUCUUUUGGUUUUCCUGUAUGUAUAUUUUGGCUCUAAGAGCGGCGGUGAGUCUGCCCUGGAGUAUGGAAGCAGGUCCUUGAGGAAACUUGGUUCUUCUUAUUUGGGAGGAGAUGAAGAUGGUGAUCUUGGAACCAAGCAGGAUGAUUCUGCCAAGUUUUCUCUGGAAGAUGGAGAGGAUGGAUUUGUUGCAAAGACUUUCCCGGUUUGUGAUGACCGUCAUUCAGAAUUAAUCCCCUGUCUGGACAGACAUCUCAUAUACCAGAUGAGAUUAAAAUUGGAUUUAUCCUUAAUGGAGCAUUAUGAAAGACACUGCCCGUUGCCUGAAAGGCGAUACAAUUGUUUGAUUCCUCCUCCUUCAGGUUACAGGGUUCCUAUUAAGUGGCCAAAAAGUAGAGAUGAAGUUUGGAAAGCAAACAUACCACACACACAUCUUGCACAUGAAAAAUCUGACCAGAACUGGAUGGUUGAGAAAGGUGAAAAAAUUGUGUUUCCAGGAGGAGGCACACAUUUUCACAACGGAGCUGAUAAGUACAUAGCAUCAAUUGCAAAUAUGCUGAACUUUUCCAACAAUAAAUUGAAUAAUGAAGGAAAUAUACGCACAGUUCUUGACGUUGGCUGUGGUGUUGCGAGUUUCGGAGGCUAUCUUCUUUCAUCCAAUAUAAUUACCAUGUCAUUAGCACCUAAUGAUGUACAUCAAAAUCAGAUACAGUUUGCAUUAGAAAGAGGAAUUCCUGCUUAUCUUGGUGUUCUUGGGACGAAGAGGCUUCCUUAUCCAAGCAGAUCAUUUGAAUUUGCUCACUGUUCUCGUUGUAGGAUUGAUUGGCUGCAGAGGGAUGGAAUCCUUCUUCUUGAGUUGGACAGGCUACUCAGACCUGGAGGCUAUUUUGCUUAUUCAUCUCCUGAAGCAUAUGCACAAGACGAUGAGGAUUUGAGAAUCUGGAGAGAGAUGAGUGCACUUGUGGAACGUAUGUGUUGGAGAAUAGCUGAAAAAAGGAAUCAAACUGUCAUUUGGGUCAAGCCUUUGACAAAUGACUGUUAUAUGGAACGACCACCUGGUACUCAACCCCCUCUUUGCCAGUCUGAUGAUGAUCCUGAUGCAGUGUGGGGAGUCAAAAUGGAAGCUUGCAUUUCACGUUACUCAGACCAUGAUCAUAGGACUAGGGGUAGCGGUUUGGCCCCUUGGCCUGCUCGACUGACUGCUCCACCUCCACGCCUUGCUGAUUUCGGUUACUCAAGUGAAAUGUGGGAAAAAGACAUGCAACUUUGGCAGCGGAGGGUUGAGAAUUACUGGAAUCUUUUAAGUCCAAAGAUUUCAUCAGACACUCUGAGAAAUGUGAUGGACAUGAAAGCGAAUAUGGGCUCAUUUGGAGCUGCUUUGAAGGACAAAAACGUUUGGGUGAUGAAUGUUGUGCCUGAAGAUGGUCCUAACACGCUUAAGCUUGUGUACGAUAGAGGGCUUAUUGGCACAAUCCAUAACUGGUGUGAAGCCUUCUCAACAUACCCUAGGACUUAUGAUUUGCUCCAUGCUUGGUCUGUGUUCUCUGAUAUUGAGAAGAAGGGUUGUAGCGGUGAGGAUCUGCUGCUUGAAAUGGAUCGGAUACUAAGGCCUACUGGAUUUGUUAUCAUCAGGGACAAACAACCGGUUAUUGAGUUUGUAAAGAAGUACAUGGGUGCGAUGCACUGGGAAGCAGUUGGAACAGCUGAUUCCACUUCUGAUCCAGACCAGGAAGGAGAUGAACUCGUGUUUGUCAUCCAAAAGAAGCUGUGGUUGACUAGUGAAAGUUUGAGGGAUACAGAAUAGGCAAACAGUGUGGUGCACCUCAAUUGUCUUCUAUAUCCACACGCUCCCAUCUCUUUGGAUUCAAGAAGGACGUCCUGAGAGCAUGGAAAUCAGUUUUUUACUCUGUAGCAUUAUGUGAUGAUGAUUUUUCUAAAUUUUCUCUUCAGCUUUGAUUUUGAUUUAGUUGACAAGGCAUAGACUUCUGCACCUAUAGGCAAUUCUUCAUUGUUUUGAUAUCAAUAGAUUUUGAGUUAUUUUGAAGCCACUUUGCCAAUGACCAAUAAUCUCAGCUGCUAUACAUGCUAAAAGUGGCUUCAAUUUAGUUGAUUAAGGGUAUUUGCUCACUGAUUCAUUACAACUAUGCUAUUUAGCUGUUUCAAGUGGAUCCAGCACUAAUACAGCAAUCAAUAUUUAUCCUAAGUGUUUAUA
Molecule: messenger RNA, 2678 nt
Organism: Coffea eugenioides
Lineage: Eukaryota; Viridiplantae; Streptophyta; Magnoliopsida; Gentianales; Rubiaceae
Product: probable methyltransferase PMT3
Exons: 8
Coding region: 402-2270 (622 amino acids)
Cellular component (GO): endosome; trans-Golgi network; cytoplasm
Molecular function (GO): methyltransferase activity
Source: RefSeq, a predicted model, not a curated record